Molecule: messenger RNA, 2030 nt
Organism: Ictalurus punctatus (channel catfish)
Lineage: Eukaryota; Metazoa; Chordata; Actinopteri; Siluriformes; Ictaluridae
Exons: 4
Coding region: 363-1640 (425 amino acids)
Source: RefSeq, a predicted model, not a curated record
AACCAACACCCACAGUAAUAAUAACAACUCCAAGUCAAAGAAGAUGACACAAUUGUUUGCACCUCCUUCCAUCUCGCCUCUCUCCUCAUGCAGUUAACAAUGUAGCUGGGACCAGUUUUGAUCAACACACACACACACACACACACACCCUUUUAUUCGAUAAUGUGCUCACACAAACACACCACAAACAGGUGAAGCAAAGGGAAGGUCAACCUGUAUGGACACGUCCCACAAGGGGCGGGGUUCGAGACAACACACACACACACACACACACACACACACACACACACUUGCACACAGAAGGAUGAUUUGCUGUGUGCAUACACUCUCCAAAGGUCACUCUGGAGUUCUCAGGUCUAAGGAUGGACGGCGUCCUGGAGGCGACGAUCGCUCUGUGUGGAUGCAAAGUGCUGUGCAGCGUUCUGUGUCUUCCUGCUUUCAAAAACUCCAUCUCCUCAGUCAGCCUGUGCUGCAUUUGCCUCUUGCUCUUCACUGAUCUCUCAAUCACUAUGUUCCUGGUGUACCUUUGGUCUGCUGCACCCAGACCUUUGUUCUUUCACCCGUCUUCUGAUGUCCUCGCCCUGCGCUUCAUGCUGUUCCUUAGUGACACCUACGAGGCUGUGUUGAUUCUGACCCCGCUGCUGGUGGCUGUGGAACUGCUGGUUCGUCUCUUAUGGGGUGGAGAGACUGUGACAUCGAUUGUGGACGAAACAAAAGAGGACACGUUGUUUUUAAAAGACGUUGACGGAGUCCCCUGGAAGACUAGACGACAACAGAAAGGAGAGGAGAAAGAGAACAAUGCAGAGUUCUUAAAAGCUUUAGGUUUCCUCGGUUGCCUCAUGCUUUGGUUCAUGUGUGGGACGUAUGCCGGGUUUAGUUGGAGGCAGGAGCAGAUGAUGGUGAGAUCCUGCCUGGAAAAAGGCAGCUUUCUCUCGACGUGCCUCCCUUGCCUCCUCACUGCUUCUUCACCAGUUAGCAGGCAACUAUUUUGGGCUCUACCUGCUGCUGUUCUCUUGCUAGCACUCACUGCAGUUCUGAGCUUGAUCGUUGCAAAGCUGACCCCCACAAUUGUUCAUCCAGAACUGCUGAAAUGCACAGAGAACUUUGAUGCCCUCCAACAAACGCAAACACAUCCACCCACACUCGAGAGGACCUCUGUUCCUGCUGUGAGCUUCUCACACAAUUGCGACGUUGACACAGAAAAGACAGCGAACAGCUGCACCAUUCAAAGCUCGCAUAAUAAACGACGAUGGGCUUACGGAAAGCCAGAACCAUUAUCUUGGAGAACAGAGCUGGCUGACAGCUGUAAAUUAAAAAGCGAGAGCAUCACACUCGUCUUGCAAGCGCACUGCACGGCCCCGCACCCUCACAAGAGCCGGCUUUGGCAGACUGUGAGGGAAAGUCCCUGCCUGAGGGGAGAACUAAUGACAGGACUGCUGUGUGGGCUUCUGGUGUGUGUCUUUCCUACAGUUCUCAGCACCAACAUACUGCUCGUCAGCAACCUGGACACUCUGGCUGGGUACAUCGUAAAGCAUCUGCUCACUCCACUGCACGGGUUACUGUGGAUCCUGGGAAUACUGGGAACAUGGCAGGAAAUCAUGCACACGGGAGGGUGCAGGGGAUUUAGAUUCAUCUACUGAAGGAAACUGGAGGACACAGAGGAAACCCACAUGGAGAACAGUUUAUCCUGGAGACUAGAGCCCAGGAACACUGGCUGUGAAUACCCAGUGGAUGGGAAUCCAUACGGGGCACCACACACGGCCGCUACCAGCAUGUUCUUGGGAGGAAACUGGAAAACCCGGAAGAAAUCCAUACAGACACAGGAAGAACUUGCACAGAAUAUAACCCAAACUCAGGACCGAACCCCAAAACGUGGAGCUGUGAGACAGCAAUAUGUGCACAAGGGCUUUAGCUAGGGAUUGUUUAUAGUGGUGGUUUAGAUAUUGACUGAUUCGAUAUAGUUAUGUUAAGCCAUGUUCUUUGGAUUUGUAAUGUUCAAUAAACAAUGCAAGCUUUUAUUACAUGAAUAA